This is a messenger RNA of Helianthus annuus (common sunflower), 1702 nucleotides long. Its product is annotated as microtubule-associated protein RP/EB family member 1C. The transcript is spliced from 6 exons. The record is from RefSeq and is a predicted model, not a curated record. Gene Ontology annotation, biological process: thigmotropism; regulation of microtubule polymerization or depolymerization; spindle assembly. Gene Ontology annotation, cellular component: spindle midzone; cytoplasmic microtubule; microtubule plus-end. Gene Ontology annotation, molecular function: microtubule plus-end binding. Bases 537 to 1481 code for a protein of 314 amino acids. Lineage: Eukaryota; Viridiplantae; Streptophyta; Magnoliopsida; Asterales; Asteraceae.
CUCAAACCCGUUUAAUUGGAAACCAACUUGAGUACCUACCUCAAUUGUAGCGUUUUUUUCCAUCUCCACAAAGUCAGUGUUGUUCCGUUGCCUACCCUCCUGAUCCCCAGUAAAGUUAUGCUCACCUGGUUCAGCGUUUGCGAUACCACCGGCGGUCGCCGAGGUCUGAGCGUUUGCAGUGGUCGGGGCGUCGCCAGUAUCGAUGUUUGGAUGGGGGUCUUGCUGAGUACCAUAGGUCUGGGAAUGAAGAGGUGAAUCACGACUGAGAUUCCCAAGACACAGAAAAGAUCUUAUCCAACAGUAUCGAUGUUUAGUGGUAUUUUAACAAAAUAAAUCUAGUCCAGAAGUGAGGAGCCUGUGGUUAUUUUUUCUUUGUAGCCGUUAGGCCCAUUAAUCCCUUCUUUUCGAAUUCCCAAAGCAAUAUAAAUCCCGCCCUCCCCUCGACUCAUUUCAAAACCCACAGACCGUUAUCUCUCUCUCUCUCUCUAGGAGCGUUGCCGCACUCUCUCUCUCCCUAGAAUAUUCAUCAGAAAGAGAUGGCGACUAACAUCGGCAUGAUGGACGGUGCUUACUUCGUUGGCCGAUCCGAGAUCUUAGCCUGGAUCAACUCCACUCUCCAACUCAAUCUCUCUAAAGUUGAAGAGGCGUGUUCGGGGGCAGUUCACUGUCAGCUAAUGGAUGCUGCACAUCCUGGAAUGGUGCCGAUGCAUAAGGUCAAUUUCGAUGCUAAGUCAGAGUAUGAUAUGAUCCAGAACUACAAGGUUCUUCAGGAUGUUUUCAACAAACUGAAAAUCACCAAGCACAUUGAGGUGAGCAAGCUAGUGAAAGGAAGACCGUUAGAUAAUCUCGAAUUCAUGCAGUGGAUGAAGAGAUACUGUGAUUCUGUUAGUGGAGGUAGUCAUCACAAUUACAACCCAAUGGAAAGAAGAGAGUCAUGCAAAGGUGGGAAAGAAGCAAGCAAGAAAUCCGCACCAUCGCAAUCCGCUCGGGGCUCCACAGCGGCACCUAAAUCUCACCCCACCCGAAGAGGCGAUGCGCCUCCUGCCCACCCAACAGGUCCACCUGCCAAGACUGCUAAGCCCUCACCAACCGUAGAUGUCUCCGCGUACGAUAAACAGAUCACUGAGUUGAAGCUAACUAUGGACAGUCUUGAGAAAGAGAGAGAUUUCUACUUUGCAAAACUGAGGGACAUAGAAAUCCUGUGCCAGACUCCUAGCAUCUCAAACUUGCCCGUAGUAGAUGCCAUAAAGAAGAUCUUGUAUGCUGUAGAAGAGGAUGCAUCUAUAGUGGAAGAAGGUCAGGCUAUGCUUCUUAACCUGGAGAAACCAACUGAGGACGUGGAAGAAUACAAGACUCAAAAGAGGAAAAGUAUUAUAAAUCUUGAUGUUGAUGUGGCUGCAAGUGACACAUUGUCACCAAAGCAAAGGGUGUCUAAUGCUACUGAUGUACACUGCAGUGGGUCACCUCUUAUGACUUACUGAUGGGUCCGUCAUCUUAUGUUGUUUACUAUGUUUCUUCAUGUCUUGAUAAUGCAAACUAUCUUUUUAUCUUUUGCUCAUUUGUAUGCAGUGUGUUUAGUGACAACUUGUUUUCGUUGUCGGGCAAACAAUAUAAUGUUGGUGCAAAAUGCGAAUUCAUCCACAUUUGACCUGUUAUGAGAAAUUUCAAAAUGAUGUGAUAAUGAUGUAGUUGUUUUGGUAUG